CGAGAGGAGAUGGGUGGCACAGGAUGUUGGUGGGAGAGAAUCAGCCAGAGAUUUGACAAGCAAUGAUGCAGAUGAUGAAACUGUCGAGCAAGUUGAAAAGAAGCAUGUCCACCGGGAAACUGGCAACUCUCUCCUCCUCCAACACCACCGCUUCAACAACUCCGCCUUCUUUGGACGACAUUGAGAAUUUGUUUACUACGUUGGCAUCCCAUCCGGCCGUCAAGCAAUUUGCCUCCAUUGGCGCCGAGAACAAAAAACUCCGGAAGAAAUACAGCAAUCUCGAACGUGACAACACCCAUACAAUCAACCAGAUUGCGAGACUCCAGACAAGUCUGGACGCAGCUAGGAAGCAAGGUGAUGAUGCUUCCAAAAAGCUCCAGGAUGUCUUGAAGCAGAUGCAAACUCUUGAGUGCCAAUACCUCGAGGCCAAGAAGAAGCUCGCCGACAAUGAGACGCAGCUGGGCGACGAAAGGGGGAAGAUGCAGUGGCAGAUUGACUCCGUGAAGCAGGAGCUGAGUGAGGAGACAGCCAAGCUUGAGAGAUUAUCAACAUUUUCAGCCAGGCUGGUUCCCAUUACGGAAAAUAUCAAGCACAUUUGCAGUAUCAUGGACUCCAUCCGCACCUCUGCCGUCAAACUGGCCGAGACAUACUUUUGUGAUGACCUGCCCCUGAAUGGUGUCAACUGGACUACGAUCAAGAGCCACCCUGCUCUGAGCCGCACUGAUUGGAUCCUCCCUCUCCCCGUCUCCAACUCCGCAACCGCCAAACACAUGCGAAUAGCCACUUUCCUCGCCAUUCUUGGAUAUGAGUUGCGCAAUGCCAUCUUCCAGCCCAUCUAUCUCCUACGCAAAUCCUCCGAGCUGAAUGAAUUCCUCAACCAUCUGGCCGAAGAAAACGAAGAGGUCGAGGCUUACCUGCGCUCAGUACUCUUCCGGGCACUUGCCGAGUACAGGACCAUCACUGAUUCCAUCAGCACCGAAUGCACCGAUUCCGUGGUUAGCUCCGUCGCAAGUUGCUUCGAAAGCCUUGUGCUGGAGGCCAAACGCCAGCCAUUUGUUUCCGAGUUGAAGACAUACUGUACCAAGGCUUGCAAGGAGUGGGAGUACAUCCAGAGGCUUGAACGACGAGUGGAAUUUGAGACGGACCCAGAGGACGACGAUUUGAACAACAAGAAGUUUUGGCUGCCGCUCAGCACCAAGUCAUCAUGCUCGCUCGAGACAUCUCCUUCGAAACCACACGCCAAUGGCAGCACCAAGACUGCUUUGAAGGGGAUACAUAAGGGAGCAGCAUCGAGCAAGACGUCUUCUCCUCCUCUUCAUUCACCGGUCGAAGCCACAUAUUUUCUGGAUUUUUUUGUGGUUUGGCCAGCUGUAACGACCGAGCAGGUGAGGGGCACGGCGAUAUUAUCUUUGGGGUACUUUGUUAGUGGCAGAGAGAUCACCGCCGCGAUGAUGGAGCAGAGGGAGCUGUCUGCUACAAAGGACCAGCAUAGGGCUGCCAGAAGUGGCAGGAGGAAGUCGAGGGCCAUGUCGGUUGCUGGUCAUUCCCUUGGGGAGGAUGGAAAUGCCACGGGUCGGUCUGUGUCUUUUUUAUCCGCACAAGUUGGAAAUGGGCCAAAGGGAAGCUGAGGAGGAGUAGACCGAGAGUAUCGCAAUGAUGGACUUAUGUUUGGUCUAAACGAUGAUUGGAUUGGAGUGAUGAUGGUGGUGACAAUGACAGCUUCAUGAUUUUUGACAUGAUCGGAUUCUAAUUACAUGGCAGUUCAUGACAAGAAGAAAUAAGUAGUGAUACAUCACCAACUGUCGAGUACAGCAUUCGAAGCAAUUUGCGAUGAG
This is a messenger RNA of Podospora bellae-mahoneyi, 1835 nucleotides long. RefSeq lists its product as uncharacterized. Lineage: Eukaryota; Fungi; Ascomycota; Sordariomycetes; Sordariales; Podosporaceae. The record is from RefSeq and is a predicted model, not a curated record. The transcript has 3 exons. Bases 63 to 1628 code for a protein of 521 amino acids.